UGAACCAUCACGGCAAAGUUGAGUCUUCCCUACCAUCUGAAGGAAUCGCCAGGCUCUACUCAUCGCCACCUGGCAGGGCCUCAAGCUCCCCACCGUGGGCUAUACCCAGCGAGGUGGGGAGCAGAGACUGCGGUGGAAGGCUUUUGGGGACCCUGCAUUGGCACAGAGCAAGGUUGGGAUGCUGCCACCUGCCCAUCCCCAGACAAGGAAGAGGCCCCCUAAAGGGGUAAACCCAAAGGGAGGGGAGGAGGAGGGCCCCCCUGCUAAAAGGCGGAAAAAGGCUAGAAAGCCAAGGCCAGAGAAGGCCAGAAUGACCUCUCUCGGGCGCCGGGCAUCCUUUGUAACAAGGGUUGUGCGAGGCAUACGCUGCUAUAAACCCUCGGAGGUGCCCCAGCGCCCCCAGGCCAUAGCAGUGCCCACUCCAGCACCCGCACCAGCACCAUCAGCCCCUUGCCGGCCCAGGAAGAGGGCCCAUGAGGAGGUGACCCACAGGGACAAGAAGGAGCCUGGGCCUCCCAGGAAGAAACUCAAGAGGCCCAGAAAGAAGCGUCCGGAACUGGCGAAGGUGACGAGGCUGGGACGUCGGGCCUCGUUCGUAACCCAGUGCUGAGUCUUUGGGGUUUGCUGUUGGCACAACCAGAAUGGGUGCUCCUUCCUCAACCACGGUGACCUGUUGGAGUGAAAGUCUCUCUCCUGCUGCCUUGCUCAUGAGCAGUUGACCGUGUGUGGUCCAAGUUCGGUGUCAACAACUUCUUCCCAUGUGCUAGAAGCCCCAUUCCCUGAAGGGACAGAGAGUGGGCAGAGCUUGACAUAAGGAAGAUCUGGAUCCCCUUCAAGACCAGGAGUUCCAAGUCUGCCAUCACCGGAUGCCAAGUCCCACCUUCAUGAUACCCAGAAGCACCACCACCGUUCAUCAUUAAACACUCUUUGCCUGAA
This is a messenger RNA of Tachyglossus aculeatus (Australian echidna), 936 nucleotides long. Its product is annotated as translation initiation factor IF-2-like. NCBI's taxonomy places the organism in Eukaryota, Metazoa, Chordata, Mammalia, Monotremata, Tachyglossidae. Bases 179 to 610 code for a protein of 143 amino acids. The transcript is spliced from 3 exons. The record is from RefSeq and is a predicted model, not a curated record.